Molecule: messenger RNA, 2319 nt
Organism: Drosophila teissieri
Lineage: Eukaryota; Metazoa; Arthropoda; Insecta; Diptera; Drosophilidae
Gene: Ypel
Product: protein yippee-like
Exons: 3
Coding region: 1142-1486 (114 amino acids)
Source: RefSeq, a predicted model, not a curated record
AACAAACCAGCAGAGGGCAAAAUCGAAAGGCUGAUAGAUUAACUUAUAUUUUAGUGACUUUUGUUACAGAAAAUAUUGAAAAAAAACCUUAUAAUGUGUUUAUGUUAAAUAAACAUAUUUUGUGAUGUUAACAACCCUUUUUACACUUGAUCACUACCAAGUAGUUAGAAAGUCAGCCACCACUGUACCGCCCACUUAGUCGUACCUGCCAGUAUCUACAUACAUACGCACGUAUGUAUGUGUUUAUUCGGUCAUUGUCUGCGUCCGACUUCCUCAUACCAAAACCCCUUGCUAUUCCAAUAUACCGCUUAUCAAUCGGUAAACAUCGACGCGGUCAGUGAAUAACAAUUAACGACUUUGACAGGAGUUAGGAGGAACAAAGAACACAUCAAAGGCGCGCAUCUGGCAUGAAUAAUAGAUGGGAAUGCGAAUCCGGGCAUUAUUCAUGGGCAUCCGCAUCCAUUCACGGCUUCCCCGAGAUCUGUCCCAUUUAAAUGGAGCCCUACCUGGUCCCCAAACCGACUCAUACUCAAUUCCGGCUUCGGUGUUUACCGCAUAACGUAGCUACGCCUAUUAAUCAUUUAGCACCCGAAGGCGCUAAUAGAAAGAGUGUUCUCCUCGGUGGACGGUGCUUCACUGGCUUCUCCAGAUCCAUCUUGUGGAUGUAGAACCACAGCUAAGAUGCAGUUCUUCAAUAUCCAAGGUUUUCUUUGGCAGGAAAUCUGAUAUAGCCGGGGAUCGGAAUCGAAAUUGGAAUCAGAAUCAGAAUCGGAAUCGACAUCGAAAUCGGAAUUGAAAUCAGAUAUAUUUGGAUUAAGAAUCGCACGAGGCAAGUGACUGUAAUCGCAGAAAUCAUUGUUCAAUGACAGCAGCCGCGGCAGUUUUUACCGCUGCUGCUUCUGCCUCUGCUACUGCCGCUGGCCACGCCCCCUCCGCUUCCGCCCCCAAAACUGAUCCCAUUGCAGCGGAGAAAGCCAAAGUGCACAGUUAACAACGCCUCAAAGCAACCGAGACUGGAAGAUUUAGUUGUGGUCCUGGUCAAGAAAGAGGACCACUUUCGGGACAGACAAUCGCAGGAGAUUUGCAGUCUAUAACGUUCGCACAUAGAGGCGCUCAAGGUAACAAGGAUAUCAACGUCACGAUGGUGAAGACGUUUCAGGCCUACCUACCGUCCACGAAUCGGACAUACUCAUGUGUUCACUGCCGCGCCCACCUCGCGUCCCACGACGAGCUCAUCUCGAAGUCGUUUCAGGGCAGCCAGGGACCGGCCUAUCUGUUCAACUCGGUGGUGAACGUGGCCUGCGGCCAGACGGAGGAGCGGGUGCUGCUAACCGGCCUCCAUGCGGUGGCGGACAUCUACUGCGAGUGCUGCAAGACGCCGCUGGGCUGGAAGUAUGAGCACGCCUACGAGUCCAGCCAGAAGUACAAGGAGGGCAAGUUCAUCAUUGAGCUGGCGCACAUGAUCAAGGAGAACGGCUGGGACUGAAGGGCUGUCCGUGUGAUGGGCUGAAAAAUCAGGAGCACACCCGUAACAGGAUCAGGAAAACAGGAACUGCAGCAGCAGCAGCAGCAGCGGCGGCGUCGGCGGCAGCGGCGGGAAAAGCAGCGAGUUCACCACACAAAAAAAACGAAACACACACGCGGCAAAUUGCAAAUUGCAGACAAAGAGUGCUUACAAAAUGGCUAACGUCUGGAAAAAUUCGAAAGGAGAAGAAACAGAAAAAAACAAGAAGAAAAGGUCAACCGAAAAGCGAGAUCGAGUUUUAUCGAGUUUUAGGGUACCACACAAUUAUGUAUAUGCUAUUAUAUAGUGCAUAACUCGGCGUAUCUUAUAGAACAAAACAAACAAACAAAUCAAUCAGACACACAGAUAUACCGCUCAUUCGAUCGAAAAACACCCAUUAUAUAGAAAGCUUGAUUAGGCUUGGGAAGGAUCUCUGCGCUGGCCGCCAUCUAGGAUUUCCGCACUUUCAUUUCGUUUACCAUUACCCAUUUAUACCACUUUGUUUUCCUUUUACCAUUUUGCGUUGCAAGUUGAUUCAAUUAUGUGUACUUUCUGUGCAAAAUCUGCCUUAAUUCGAUGAUUUCAAAUAUUAAACUGGCGAAAGCCACACGCAAAACAGAACUUGCACUGCCAAUAAAUGAGAGAAAUGUUUAGCAUCCAAAAAUAACACAGCGACAGCAGGAACCAUUUGAUGAAACACAUGCGAAAUCAAAAAUGAGGAAAACAAAUUGAUAACACUCACCGACAUAGACAAACAUACACACUCAAACAUUUUUUAACGUAGUAGUUAUAUUUAAUAAAAUUAUUACAAUUAA